Monopterus albus (swamp eel) is the source of this 1920-nucleotide messenger RNA. It is a transcript of the gene polr1g, whose product is annotated as RNA polymerase I subunit G. Bases 499 to 1530 code for a protein of 343 amino acids. Gene Ontology annotation, cellular component: RNA polymerase I complex. Gene Ontology annotation, biological process: transcription by RNA polymerase I. The transcript is spliced from 3 exons. The record is from RefSeq and is a predicted model, not a curated record. Gene Ontology annotation, molecular function: RNA binding. Lineage: Eukaryota; Metazoa; Chordata; Actinopteri; Synbranchiformes; Synbranchidae.
AACGAGUUAGCUAGUUUGCUAACGUGCUAGUACACGUUAGCUGCGUUAACCUAUUUAGCUUUGACAGGUGUACGCCCUCUUUUAGCUAACAACUUUCUACUUUAACUGGUUUCAGAUCGAUUUAGAACAAUGUUACAUAUUGUAUCGAUAUAAAAUUAGAUCAAAUACUUAGGUCGUUUUAGCUCCUUUUUUCAUAUGUUUGUUUUGUUUACCCACUUCGGCCUGCUCCUCUUUGCUGUCAACUGCUUCCACAACGAACGCUAGAACGUUACGUAAUCUUGCGAAAGGCAUUAUGGGUGUUUGAGUUUCCUUACCUGAUUUGUCAAUGCAAAUCUACUCAUCAAGCUUGGCUAUAGAACUACAGCCAAACCUGGCACGGAGGUGAAACAUCGAGAGGUCACAGUCAGUUAGCAUCAACACAUGUGCGACCCCUUAGCAAUGCGUUUUGUGGUAGAAAACUUAAAUUCCAACCUUUGACAUUAUUUUUAAAACUUAAUAAUGCCAAGAGACGUAUCAUCUUCAUCAAGCGAAGAUGAGGAGGAUAAUUCUUCUACAAAAUCACCGAUAAAGCAAAAAGAAACGGAUAAGAAGAGCACCAGGUACCAGUGUCCUGCUGACUUUGUGUCUUUCUGCCAUAAGCCCUGCAGUAGCACUCUAACAGGGAGUCUGGAAACCAAAAAGGAGUUAUGGCUCAUUAAAGCUCCUGCCAACUUUAACCCUGAAUGUUUCACCAACAUCAAGGUGCCCCUGUCAGGUUUCCACACAUUGAAGGUUCCUACUGCUGCAGGCGGAGCUGAGCCUGGGAGUGGCCAGCAGAUCUACAGCGUCCUGGGGUCCACCCAUGGUCCCUCAGAGCUCCGCCUGCUCACUAGCAACAAGCAGUCAUCGGAUGCUGUGGUUUUUGGUUCUGCUUUCUCAGGCCUGUUGAACGUGUGUGAAAGCUACGCAGACAGCAGUGCCAACCAGGCGCCUCAGGUCAUCCCUGCUGCCCCGGCUCCCUCCAUACCGCCAGGGCUAAAACAGCGAUUCCACCCCUUCGGCAGUAAAACCUCUACGCUGGCAGAGAGUGAAGCAGACAGAGCCGCAUUUGGGCUCUCACCUACAACCAUUUGCCCACUGGUGGUCAAACGAUUUGUAGAAGAAGUAGCUCAUGAAGAAGAGGAUGGUGAAGUGAAGAAGAAGAAGAAAAAGAAAGAAAAGCGGAUAAAGACAGAGCGACAGGAGGUGUUGGAGGUGGUGAAAGUAAAACAGGAACCUGUAACUGAAAUUCAGGAGGAGGUGAUGAUGGAGCUUCCAUUCCAGGAGGGUGACAUUUCAGUGGAGAAAAGGAAAAAGAAGAAGAAGAAGAAGAAAAACGAGCACAGGGAACGAGAUGAGGUGGAAGAGGGAGUGGAUCCCAGUGUGACGGUGAAGGUGGAAGAGGUAACAGUGAAAUGUGAACCAAUAGACACUUCAUGUGAUGAUGUAGUGGAGGGCUCAGGAAAGAAGAAGAUGAAAAAGAAGAAGAAAAGUAAAAUGGAUGAUGGUUAGCUUGUUGUCACUUUGUUGCUGUGUUUAUUUCUGACCUUGUGAACCUGUCUGGGAGCCAGUUUGCUACUAAUUUAAUCCAGACCUGUUUAUCCUGAGCCGAUAGAAUAAUAGCAUGAAUUCUAAAGUGGGUCCAUCUAAGCUCUAAGGCCAAUGUUCCUAUCGUUUUGAGCACAGCGAGUGACACAGUAUGUGUGUUUGGCAGCAGGUUCAGAAAACCGGGGCUGAUAUAAAGACAGAAUAAUGAUUCUGUGUCAUGUAACUUGCUGUAAUGUUUUUGUUGUUGUGCUUUAGGAUCUGAAUCACAUGUAAUGGAAAAAUGAUGUGUAUGCAGGAAAACAUGUUAGAAAACAACCUCCAAAAUGAUUAAAGAAAAUUACAUGAAAAUGAAAA